Molecule: messenger RNA, 1569 nt
Organism: Sitodiplosis mosellana (orange wheat blossom midge)
Lineage: Eukaryota; Metazoa; Arthropoda; Insecta; Diptera; Cecidomyiidae
Gene: AsnRS-m
Product: probable asparagine--tRNA ligase, mitochondrial
Exons: 2
Coding region: 62-1498 (478 amino acids)
Biological process (GO): asparaginyl-tRNA aminoacylation
Cellular component (GO): mitochondrion
Molecular function (GO): nucleic acid binding; ATP binding; asparagine-tRNA ligase activity
Source: RefSeq, a predicted model, not a curated record
AAAAUGUCAAACGCCAAUCGAAUGUGUGUUUUUCUCCGGUUAACCAAACACUUUGUGUGAAAUGAUUUUGGGAAGUUUUCCGCAAUUAAAUCAUGGAGCUCGUCGAAUUUGUGCGCGACUCAAGUCAGGUUACACAAAAAUUAAAGACGUGAACAAUAGCCAUGUUGGGAAUACCAUUGAAGUCAGAGGCUGGGUGAAUAAUUUCCGAAAGCAAAGUAAAUUCGUAUUCCUGGACCUGAAGGAUGGAUCAUCAAAUGAGCAUUUACAAGUGUUGGUUGAUCGUGAAACUCACCGACAAAACCCAGGACUGACUUAUGGAGCGGCAGUAUCGAUCAUCGGGCAAAUCGGAACAGCACCACGGGGCCACCUUGAGCUACGAGCUGAGAAACUUCGCCUGAAUGGAACUUGUGCCAUUGAAGAUAAAAUCUAUCCAUUUGUUCGUAAGCAAAACCAUUCGCUCGAUUACAUCAGACAGCAUUUGCAUUUGCGAGCACACAACAGCCAAUUUCAAGCCUUUUUCCGUGCACGACAUUUUGCCAGUCUGGCAUUUCAUCGGCAUUUCAACGACAAUGGAUUUGUUUACAUUCAUACACCAAUAUUGACAUCAAACUCAUGCGAAGGAGCUGGUGAAUUGCUAUCGGUGGUGCCACACAACGAUGAGCUAUUGCAAAAUAUGCAAAGUGAAACGGCAACAAAACCAAAAGACGAAAUUUAUUUCGAUCGGAAAACUUUUCUAACGCUGUCCGGUCAAAUGCAUUUGGAAGCGAUGUGCUUUCGAUUAGGCUCGGUCUACAAUUUUGGCCCAGUAUUUCGUGCAGAGAAUUGCAAUUCAUCGAUUCACAUGAGCGAAUUUUAUAUGAUUGAAGCCGAAGAGAGUUUUGUAGAGAGUGUUGGAGACAUCACCAAGCGAAUAGAAUCAACGAUCAAAAGUGUAACGAAAUGUUUGCUGGAUGACAAUGCCAAAGAGGUAGAUGAAGCUUACAAAGCCACUUUUACCGAAGAAAAGGAAGCCCAAAGUGAGGAGGAUCGUUUUAAAUGGUUAAAAACCCCAUUCGCAACUGUAACUUACGCUGAAGCUGCUGAGAUUUUACAACAAAAAUAUAAAUUCAAUGCAAAAGAUGGCCUAUCGAAAAGUGACGAGCUAACAUUGGUAAAACACUUCCAAAAGCCAGUGUUUGUAGUCAAUUGGCCACGAGAGUUGAAACCAUUCUACAUGCGCACCUGCAAACAUGACUCAAAAUUAGUUGAAGCUAUCGAUUUUCUAAUGCCGAGCGUCGGUGAAUUGGCUGGUGGAAGUGUUCGUGAAGAUAGCUACGAAGUACUUGAACCAUCCGUUCCACACGAUCUGAAAUGGUACUUGGAUCUUCGAAAAUAUGGUGGAUGCACCACUGGUGGAUUUGGCAUCGGUUUCGAUCGAUAUUUACAAGUGUUACUCGGCAUUAGCAAUAUUAAGGAUACAAUUCCAUUUCCACGAUGGCCACAUCAUUGUCAAAUGUAGAUAAGUUGUUGUUGAUAGUUUUGCUUACGAAAGACACGCAAUAAAACGAGUGGAUUUAAUAAUUUGGAAAA